AUGGCAGAGCAACAAUUGCCAGAGUUCUUGCGUGGCUUACAUCCUGCCACUGCCUUGGCCAUCGCUCGGCUUCAACUUCCAGAUGUUCAGAACGAGCUUGCGAUGCUAAGGGCCGCGCGCGAUGAGGAUGAGGGGGAAGCGGAUGAGGAGCGUGUGGUACGAGAGGAAUCUGAACUCUUGCAACAGGCAAUUACGGCUCUGUAUGCCGCAAUUCCAAAAAGCCCUUGCGUAGGCUGCGACGAUACUUUUGAGCAUUCAGCCCUGGCCACUGCACCAUGCGACCAUAAGUUCUGCCGCGAUUGCUUGCAAGGAAUAUUUCGACGAUCCCAGAUCGAUGAGUCGCUGUUUCCGCCAAAAUGUUGCGGGUCCAUACCUCCUGAGCAAGUUCGCGAAUUCUUGACACGAGAGUUGAUGGCCACGCACGAACAGAAGAAAGUGGAGUUCGAGACUGUCGAUAGAACUUAUUGCUCUGAUCUCCAAUGCCACCGGUUCAUUCGCCCCGAAUACAUCACUAGAGACCUUGGUACCUGCGCUACUUGCAAUGAAAGCACCUGCACCAAGUGCAAAACUACUGCACAUGAGGGAGAUGAUUGUCCUAGGGAUGAAACAACAGAGGCGCUUUUGAGUCACGGGACAAAGCAAGGAUGGCGCCGCUGUUUUUUAUGUCGCAGCUUGGUUGAGAGGAUGCUUGGCUGUAAUCAUAUUACAUGUCGUUGUGGAAGUGAGUUUUGCUACCAAUGCGGUUUGGUUUGGCAUACUUGCGAGUGUCCUCUGUGGAACAAUGUACGUCAGCUACUUCUUCCGCGACCUAGGAGACGCAAUGAAGCAGGUGUGGUUGCUCCCCAGCCUCCACCAGUCGCUGUAAUUCGUCAAGCUGCUGUCGCGCUCCCACUUCUCGAGCUCGGUGCAGCAGUCAGAAAUGGAGAUUUGCAAGUUCUUCUUCGCCCAGAUGCACCUCCGACACAGCCCAUCAUUGUCAAUGCUAUUCCACCACCCGCUCAAGCACCCUUACCUCCGGCUGCACUAGUUGUGGCCCCUCAACAUGCUCCAGCCCCGCUUCAAGCAGUUCAGCCUCGACUCAUUGCUGGUCCAAAUGAUGUGGUAGUUCCCGCUGAAGCCGAGCCAGUUGUUGAUGCUCCACGAAAUGUUGUUCCCAAUGUCCCUCAACUACCCCAGCCUCAAGCAGUACCCAUCGUCUGGGACGUUGCACAACAACCAAAUAUCGCUUACCUACUACCAGAAGGAGACCGUUGCAAUCACUUAGGUGUCGAAUGGGUGUUCGCUCACGGGGCAGGUCAUUGCUCCUUCUGCCAUCAAUUCUUGCCAAUUUACCUCCUGUCCUGUCGAAGUUGUGGAGAUCGAAGGUGUGAGCGCUGCACUCAGCAUGUCACACCUGGAGAAGGACAAUGGUAG
Messenger RNA from Lachnellula hyalina, 1413 nucleotides. Its product is annotated as ATP-dependent RNA helicase-like protein. The record is from RefSeq and is a predicted model, not a curated record. Gene Ontology annotation, biological process: protein polyubiquitination; ubiquitin-dependent protein catabolic process; positive regulation of proteasomal ubiquitin-dependent protein catabolic process. NCBI's taxonomy places the organism in Eukaryota, Fungi, Ascomycota, Leotiomycetes, Helotiales, Lachnaceae. The transcript is spliced from 2 exons. Bases 1 to 1413 code for a protein of 470 amino acids. Gene Ontology annotation, cellular component: ubiquitin ligase complex; cytoplasm. Gene Ontology annotation, molecular function: zinc ion binding; ubiquitin protein ligase activity; ubiquitin conjugating enzyme binding.